Dermatophagoides pteronyssinus (European house dust mite) is the source of this 1078-nucleotide messenger RNA. Its product is annotated as replication protein A 32 kDa subunit-like. The record is from RefSeq and is a predicted model, not a curated record. Gene Ontology annotation, cellular component: chromosome, telomeric region; DNA replication factor A complex; site of double-strand break. Gene Ontology annotation, biological process: DNA replication; double-strand break repair via homologous recombination; nucleotide-excision repair. Gene Ontology annotation, molecular function: single-stranded DNA binding. NCBI's taxonomy places the organism in Eukaryota, Metazoa, Arthropoda, Arachnida, Sarcoptiformes, Pyroglyphidae.
UUGAAGGAAAAAAAAAAAAAAUCCCAAAGAAUAAUUUCAUUGAUUUUUUUUUCUCUUUUUACUACUCCUCCUGAAUCAGGAUUCCACUACUACUGCUCUACCCUACUGCUACUAUCAUUCGAAUUCGAAUUCUAUGAUUUUUUUCCGAAUUCGGUUCUCCUGAUUAAUUAAACUAACAAUGAGCGAUUUUUUUAACACAUCAAAUUUUGAUGCUGCGGAUGAAUCGGCUCGUGGUGGUGGUGGUGCCGGUGGUAAACAAAAUUCGGAUAAUCAAUUAAAUCAAAAUAUUGUUCGUGUUUCUUGUUCACAAAUCGCUCGGCUAUCACGUCGUGAAGAUGGUUUAAUUUUGCAUCGACAAAAAAUCAACACUAUUGUUGUUAUUGGUGUUGUUCAAAGUGUUGAAGAACUUACAACAAAAAAUGUUUACAUUAUUGAUGAUCAUACACCAGGAUCGCCGAUCGAAGUUCAACUUUGGAAAAAUACACCUGAAGGCGCCGAUGGAAAUCCACGACUUUCAUUGAUUCCACCAACAGUUUUAGAACGAACAUAUAUUCGAGUUACCGGAAAAGUUUCCUAUGAUGAUCAAAAACCAUUUGUCAUUGCUUUUCGUGUAGAAUUGAUCAAUGAUCCGAAUGAAAUUCCACGUCAUUUACUACAAAUAAUUCAUGAUUCAUUGUUUUUGGAAAAACGCAAAAACAUUACUAUCAAUUCAAAAGGUGAAAAAGAAAUGGGUGGAUUAGCUAACCAAAAUCAAUUUGGUGGUAAUGAUUUAUCGGCUGGACAUGGUUUUACCCAGCUUCAACGAAGCAUAUUGAAUAUUCUUGGUAAACAUCGUGAUUCACCAUCUGGUUUAAAACGAAUGGAAAUUCAUAAUUAUAUGACUGGUGUUAAUUCUAAUCUUAUUGAUGAUGCUAUUCAAUUUUUAGUUAAUGAAGGUCAUAUUUUUAGUACAGUUGAUGAAAAUACUUUUAAAGUUACUGAUUUCUGAACAAAAAAAAAUGUUAACAUUGGAAUUUCAAUUUUCAAAAAAAAAAUUUAUCAAUUUUUUUUCCUAAAUAAAAAUUAUUCCUACAAUCGA